CAGGAUAGAGAGACGAAGAAAUAACUUAGUGUUUAAACACAGGUGUGUCCUGGGUCGAGCUUUUUUCACACUCACUUUUAACUCAUUAUAUUCAGAGGAAAUAAGUUGAUUGUGCAGUCUGAAAAAUGCACUCCUUGCUACAUUUAUUUCAGAUAGCUGCAGUGUCAACAUGCCUGAAGGAUUUUUUCCAACCAUCUCUGUUCAUGCCGAAGUGCAUAAACAGAUGUUUGGAAAGCCGAGGAUUGUCAUACCACCUCUUGAAGAAACUGAAAAAUGGGGGUUACUGAACAAAGCCAGUCUCUCAUCCUCUAAAGUUUCAGGCAGGAUGGGUUUCGAUUCCUGCAUCGGAGCCCCUGUUGCAUCCGGCUUUAUAUCGAACCAAAGACCCGUCCUAUCUUAUAAGCCCAGUUUGGACCUUGUUGACAACCCUCAGUUUGGAGUGUCAUUAGCCGACAAUUUCGUAACUCAAAAUAUGAUGUACUACCAGCGACCCACUUUCUCUGAUGGCUCCAAGCCUUUGCCAGGCCUCCUUGACAUACCCAUGACUAGUGGCUUCCAUCAAGUGAGCGCUGUUUUCCACACAGAGCCAGUUCUGGAUAAGACAGAGUACCAAAGAGUGUAUGUGCCCCGUCGCUUACCACCAGUUUCUCGCCACAUGAAUAUGGGUCCAAAAUUGGAGACUGGAUGCACUGAAGGAGAAGAUUUACAGUUCAUCACUUUUCGGGACAAAAAAUUUGCCACCGUGGAUCCGCGUCUGACCCGCAGCACAGUGAUGAUGAGCGACUAUCUGUCUCCAACUUUUCCGCAGGGAAAUGAACGCUUGCCACGUAUAUGCGGCUGUUCCUGCAGAGAAUCAGGGUAUACGCAUGGUGCCCAGCCCGUCUUAGUCGACCCACGCCUUCAUCUGCCACCAGUGAAACUGAAAAGUUAUAUACCACUUGUGAAGGCUACUGGAAACAAGGAGCCCUCAGGAUUUUGCUUAAAUAUGCCAAAUGAAAUUUUCUCAAAGGAACCAUUUGAUCUGUCACACUUCACUACACAUUAUAAUGACAACUUCCGUUAUGGCCAUCAGAAGGACAGGGACACUUUUCAUACUUCAUCAAUUGUCAACGCAAGCCAAACAAAGGACAAUGGCUACAACAAACGAAACACAGACAGGUUCAUAUUGAAGCAUUAGAUGUUUUCACUAUUUUAAACUAUUCUGCAUUUCUUCUCAUCUGUAAAAUAAAAUUCAUUAUUCAAGC
Messenger RNA from Poeciliopsis prolifica (blackstripe livebearer), 1244 nucleotides. It is a transcript of the gene saxo4, whose product is annotated as protein phosphatase 1, regulatory subunit 32. Bases 170 to 1177 code for a protein of 335 amino acids. NCBI's taxonomy places the organism in Eukaryota, Metazoa, Chordata, Actinopteri, Cyprinodontiformes, Poeciliidae. The record is from RefSeq and is a predicted model, not a curated record. The transcript has 13 exons. Gene Ontology annotation, molecular function: phosphatase binding.